Molecule: messenger RNA, 1176 nt
Organism: Rotaria sp. Silwood1
Lineage: Eukaryota; Metazoa; Rotifera; Eurotatoria; Philodinida; Philodinidae
Source: the annotation of a GenBank genome assembly
AUGACAUCUUUAAUUAAUAGUCUUGUAGCUAGUGAAAAAACAGUUAUUGUCAUUGAUAUUGGACAAGCCUACACGAAAUGUGGUUUUGCUGGCAGUGCUUCACCUCGUCAUAUUAUUCCAACUAGUAUUACAAUCGAUGGCAAAAAAAAAGCUGUCUUCGAAUAUGAUUCAGAUUUAGUCAUGUUACAUGAUGAUCGUCUUCUUAAACUUAUUCGAUCAGUUUACUAUGAACACAGUAUGGUAAAUAGUCGAGGUCGAGGUGUUGUCAUUGUUGAAUCAGUAGUUACACCUACACGGAUUCGACAUUUACUGGCAGAUAUCUUAUUAAAAAAAUUUCAAGUAUCAUCUUUAGCAUUUAUACCAUCACAUCUAGCUGCAGCAUAUACAUUAGGCCGAGAUACAGUCCUCGUUCUUGAUGUUGGUUAUAAAGAAGCUCAAAUAAUGCCUGUGGCGGAAGGUGUUCCGCUAGCAAUACAAAUUGAUAGUUUACCCUAUGCAGGCAAAGCUGUUCAUAAACAAAUUCAAUUGUUACUUGAACAACAUGCUGUAAUCGUUCGUCAAGGAAAGAAAAAAUCAUUUAAUUCAGCUCAUAUAAAAUUAUCAGAUGAUAUUUUAGAAGAUAUUAAAGUUCGUUGUUGUUUUAUUUCACCAUUUACUCGUGCACAAAUUUAUGCUAAAAAUAAAUUCACACCUGAUGAAUUGAAGGAUCCAUUUCAAGAAGCUUCAUCAAUUGAUUAUCCAUUAGAUUCAACGACCAUCAUUCGUAUCCCAGGAAUAGUUAGAGAAUUCGCAUGUGAAGUUCUUUUUGAACAAGAUAUUGAUGGUAGAUCAAUAGCAACAUUAAUACUUGAUACUUUACUUCAAUCAUCCAUUGAUCUUCGUCAACAGUUAGCUAAUAAUAUUUUAGUUAUUGGAGGUACAGCAAUGAUGCCAGGUUUUCUACAUCGUUUUAAUUCUGAAUUAAUUUAUUUUGUUAAUACAUCGACAUAUGUAAAUAAAUUAGUUAUAAAAAAAUUUCAUUUUCAUUCACCACCUGCACAAUUGAAUUAUACAGCAUGGUUAGGAGGUUCUAUUUUUGGUGCUCUUGAUAUAUUAGAAUCGCAAUCAAUUAUACGUGAUAAAUAUUUAGAAAAUGGAAUUAUACCAGAUUGGUUUACAAACGAUCAAGUUUCUUAA